GCUUCUUCUUGUUUAUGGGUCUUUGAAUUUGUGUUUAAAAAUGGAACCUUUAUUAUUAUUAUUUUUUUUGGUACAUGAACCUUUAUUAUUCUUUGAAACUGUAAUGCGUUUUCCUUGGUUGCCAAGAAAAUUCCAGAAAAUGAUGGCUUUUGGCCUGAGAGUGUUGAUUGAUGGAGGAAAAUAACAUGAACCCUGUUAUAAAAAAGAUGUUUUUUUUGUUCUUUCACCAUAAAAGCAAUGAAGAACAGGUUGUUUUUGCUAAUUUAUUUCUGUUUGCAACAAUUUUUCGUUGCUUCUGUUGUCUGGAUUCAUGCUAUCUUUAUAAUUAUUGGUACAUAACCAUAAAUAACUGAAAGAGUUAAACUUUAUUGAUUAAACAUAUGCUUGUUGCAAAUUUCUUGGUGAUUCAUUACUUUGUAACUUUCCAGGUCGUUUGUUUGCUCAACAGUCAUAUGCAUAUUCCCCUUAUUUUAUCUUCAUCCGUUUUUAUUUUGUUACACUAAAUUGUGUUUUCUGUGCUUUAAAUUUGAAAUAUCAUGCCAGGUGCAAUAGCAUCUUGAACUUGUUCUCUCCUGUGAUUUUUCAGAUCCUGCUGAGGCUUUAAGGAAAGAUAUCUCCAUGUGCAGUGGUUCCAAGAGGAAACCUUCUCAAACUGGUGUUGUCAUGGAGGAUGAGUAUGGAAAAGGAGAAGGACUGCAUCAUAAAAUUUCUGCCUUGCUUGAAUUUUCGGCUGCAGAUGAUCUGAUUGGUUUCAAAAAUACGGUUGAAAAGGAGGGUCAUGAUGUUGAUGAGGUUGGCUUGUGGUAUGGAAGGAGGGUUGGCUCCAAGAAAGUGGGUUAUGAAGAGAGGACGCCUCUCAUGGUAGCUGCUAUGUUUGGAAGCCUAGGUGUAACAACUUAUAUUCUUGGAACAGGUCGUGUUGAUGUUAACCGGGCUAGUGGAUCAGAUGGGGCUACUGCUCUGCAUUGUGCUGUUGCUGGGGUUUCUGCUGCUUCCUUUGAGGUUGUCAAGCUUUUGCUUGAUGCAUCUGCUGAUGUUAGUGCUGUUGAUGCCAAUGGUAACCAACCCCUUGAAUUGAUUGUCUCUGUUCCUAAUGCUAUCUUCAAUCCAAGGAAGAGGAUGCUACAAGCCCUACUGGAGGGUAAAGAUGGUGCUGAUCAGGCAUGUCUUACAUUUCUUGGAGUGGUUGACCAAAUUGAGGAACAACAAAGACAAGAUAUGAACACACCUCGUGUUUCAAAAGAUGGGACUGAGAAGAAAGAUUAUCCUGUUGAUCUCUCCCUUCCAGACAUAAAGAAUGGGAUAUAUAGUACUGAUGAGUUUAGGAUGUAUACAUUCAAAGUGAAGCCAUGUUCAAGGGCUUAUUCUCAUGAUUGGACUGAGUGCCCCUUUGUUCAUCCAGGGGAAAACGCAAGGCGGCGUGAUCCAAGGAAAUAUCAUUAUAGCUGUGUUCCUUGUCCUGAGUUUCGGAAGGGAUCCUGCAGCAAGGGGGAUGCCUGUGAGUAUGCACAUGGUAUUUUUGAGUGCUGGCUGCACCCUGCCCAGUAUCGGACACGACUUUGCAAGGAUGAGAUUGGAUGCACAAGAAGAGUUUGCUUCUUUGCUCACAAGCCUGAGGAGCUUCGUCCCUUGUAUGCUUCUACUGGUUCUGCUAUUCCUUCUCCCAGGUCAUAUUCUGCUAGCCCGUCUGCAUUGGAGAUGGGUUCAGUGAGCCCAAUCUCACUUGGUUCUCCAUCUGUCUUGAUACCACCUGCAUCAACACAACCUUUAACCUCAUCUGGAGGAUCUUCUCCUUUGGCUGGAUCCAUGUGGCAGACUCAAUCAAAUGUUACUGUCCCUACCCUGCAGCUGCCCAAGAGCAGAUUGAAGACUGCAUUAGCUGCUAGAGAUAUUGAUUUAGAUAUUGAAUAUCUUGGAGGACUUGAAACUCAUCUACGUAGGCAGCAACUGUUGAUGGAUGAGAUAUCUGGUCUUUCCUCCCCUUCCAACUGGAAAAAUUCGAUGCCUAAUAGUCCAUCUUUUCCUGUUUCUUUGGGUGAUCAUACCGGGGAGUUAAAUAGGCUUUCAGGGGUGAAGCCUGCUAAACUUGAAGACAUUUUUGGGUCUCUUGAAUCUCCAACUGGAAUCCAGAUGUGUCAAAAUGUGAACCAGCAGCUGCGAAGUUAUCCUUCCAGCCUUUCCACUUCAAAUGUGAUUGGAUCGCCGUCUUUUAGGGUUGAUCCAUCUGGGGAAGCAGCCACAGUAGCUUUGAAUCCAAGAAUUGCUGCUUUUUCAAAGCGGAGCCAGAGCUUCAUUGAACGUAGUGUGGUGAAUCAUCAUUAUGAGCUUCCUUCUCCUGCUACCUCUGUAGCAGCAAAGCCUUCUACCUUUUCUGACUGGGGUUCCCCUGAUGGAAAAUUAGAUUGGGCUAUACAUGGAGAAGAGCUGAAUAAGCUGAGGAAAUCUGCUUCUUUUGGAUUUCGGAGCAGCAGUAGUCCUUUAAGGAUGGGUACAACCAAAGUAGCCGCAGAUGUUGAUGAACCAGAUGUGUCUUGGGUUCACUCACUUGUGAAGGAUGCUCCACACCUGGAAUCUGGACAGUUCAGUGUUGAAGAUCAGCAAAAACAACUGCAAUGCCACCUUAACAAUGGAACAGAUGUGAUUCCAGCUUGGUUGGAGCAACUGUACAUGGAGCAAGAGCAAAUGGUGGCGUGAAUGCAAUGAUGGCUCCUUCUUGCAACUCUCAAUAGUUUAUUUAUUUGAUGAUUUUUUGAAUUUUAUAGAAUUUAUUUAGAUGACAGUAUGUAAAACGAUGGUAAAAUAGUCUCACAAGGCGAGAAUAUAGAUGUCGGGCAGGAUGCAAUUUUUCUGCCCCAACAACUUUCCGUUACUAGGAUAAUUGAUUCCAUUUUCUCCUGAUCUUUUUUGUUAUAUAUUCUAUCUAUUGAGUUGUUAGUUGUAAGUUGUAAGUUGUAACUUUGCAUUGACUGAAUUACAACAAUGUACUGAGGUUAAUAAUAAAUAAAAUGAGAUUG
Molecule: messenger RNA, 3014 nt
Organism: Gastrolobium bilobum
Lineage: Eukaryota; Viridiplantae; Streptophyta; Magnoliopsida; Fabales; Fabaceae
Product: zinc finger CCCH domain-containing protein 66-like
Exons: 2
Coding region: 619-2694 (691 amino acids)
Molecular function (GO): protein binding; metal ion binding
Source: RefSeq, a predicted model, not a curated record